ACUCCACAGUCGCAAGCUCAGAAAAGGCUUUGGUAGCGGGGCCUGCAAAUCAAGGAUGGACGCGUCGACUGUCACCGAGCGUUUACAGUCCCAGAAAUCCUGGAUCGAAGGAGUGUUCGACAAGAGAGAAUGCAACAAAAUCAUACCCAGUUCAAAAGACCCUCACAGAUGUACUCCAGGCUGCCAAGUUUGCCAGAAUUUAAUCAGGUGUUGCUGUGGCCGAUUGAUCCAAGACCAUCAUGGGAUAGACUAUGCCUGGACUUGCUCGGCUGUCAAGGGUAAUGAAAGUGAACAGUGGUCUGUUGAAAAACAUACAAUGAAAAGCCCGACAGAUACCUUUGGCACUAUUAAUUUCCAAGAUGGAGAACACACCUACCACUCUAAGUACAUUAGAACUUCUUAUGAUACCAAACCGGAUCAUCUAUUACAUUUAAUGUUGAAAGAGUGGAAGAUGGAGUUGCCCAAGCUUGUCAUCUCUGUCCAUGGGGGUCUCCAGAACUUUAAGAUGUCCUCUAAGCUUAAAGAGAUCUUCAGCCAGGGUUUGGUCAAAGCUGCAGAGACAACAGGAGCGUGGAUAAUAACCGAAGGCAUCAACAUGGGAGUGUCCAAGCACGUUGGAGAUGCCCUAAAAGCCCAUUCCUCUAAGUCCUUGAGGAAAAUCUGGACUGUUGGAAUCCCUCCUUGGGGUGUCAUUGAGAACCAGAGAGAUCUCAUUGGAAAAGAUGUGAUGUGCAUGUACCAGACUCUGGGUAACCCCCUCAGCAAGCUCACCACACUCAACUGCAUGCAUGCGCACUUCAUCCUGUCCGAUGAUGGGACUGUGGGCAAGUAUGGAAAUGAAAUGAAGCUCAGGAGGAACCUGGAGAAGCACCUCUCUCUGCAGAAGAUACACAGUCGCUCACGACAAGGCGUGCCUGUGGUGCAGCUGGUGGUGGAAGGAGGUCCUAACGUCAUCCUCAUGGUGUGGGAGACUGUCAAGGACAAAGACCCAGUGGUGGUGUGUGAAGGUACAGGCAGAGCUGCUGACCUCCUGGCCUUUACCCACAAACACUUAGCAGAUGAAGGGAUGCUGCGUCCUCAGGUGAAAGAGGAAAUCAUCUGCAUGAUUCAGAACACUUUCAACUUUAGUCUGAAACAGUCCAAGCACCUUUUUCAYAUUUUAAUGGAGUGUAUGAUGCACAGGGAUUUUAUAACCAUAUUUGAUGCUGAUUCUGAAGAACAGCAAGACCUUGACUUAGCAAUCCUAACAGCUUUGUUCAAGGGCACAAAUUUAUCAACAUUAGAACAAUUAAAUCUAGCAAUGACCUGGGACAGAAUGGACAUUGCYAAGAAACAUAUCCUAAUUUACGGACAACAUUGGAAGCCUGGCACACUAGAACAAGCAAUGUUAGAUGCCUUGGUGAUGGAUCGGGUGGAUUUUGUGAAGCUUUUGAUAGAAAAUGGAGUGAACCUCCAUCGCUUUCUUACGAUCCCCCGACUGGAAGAGCUCUACAAUACGAAACAAGGACCAACUAAUAUGCUGUUGCAUCAUCUUGUCCAAGAUGUAAAACAGCACACCCUUCUUUCAGGCUACAGAAUAACUCUGAUUGACAUCGGAUUGGUGAUAGAAUACCUCAUUGGUGGAGCAUAUCGAAGCAGCUACACUAGGAAAAGUUUCAGAGCCCUCUACAACAACCUCUACAGGAAACACAAGGUCAUAACAGUCAAUGCCUGCUGUCAAAAUGAUCAAAUGGAUUCAGAACCAGGAGAAAAUAACAUCUCAGAAAAGGGGUGCAGCAAGAACUGGCUCACAGUGUCCAAGUUUACCCAGAUAAGUCUAGAACCUUAUAUAUAUCAGAAAAUGAAAACUAAAGGAAUUGAGCAACGUACUGUACAAGUCAGUGAUUAUCUGCAGCAGUAUAAAGAGGAUCUGAGCAAAAACUCUUUAUGGACUUCCAGGAGCAUCAGCCUUACUAGGAGCCCAAUGUUGAGAAGUUCAAAUGGAGYUGACAAGAUCUCAGCCUCCUUAAAAAGCCCUCAAGAGCCUCACCAUCAUUACUCAGCCAUUGAAAGGAAUAAUUUAAUGAGGCUGUCUCAGACCAUACCGUUUACACCCAUCCAACUGUUCGCAGGAGAAGAAGUCACCAUCUAUAGGCUGGAGGAGAGCUCCCCUCUGAAUCUUGAUAAGAGCAUGUCCUCUUGGUCUCAGCAUGGAAGGGCUGCAAUGAUCCAGGUGUUGUCCCAGGAAGAGUUGGAUGGGGGCCUCCGCAAAGCCAUGCGAGUCAUCAGCACAUGGUCUGAGGAUGAUGUUCUCAAACCGGGACAUGUUUUCGUUGUGAAGUCUUUUCUCCCUGAGGUCGUGCAGACUUGGCAUAAAAUCUUCCAGGAGAGUACAGUGCUUCAUCUUUGCCUCAGGGAAAUUCAACAGCAAAGAGCUGCUCAAAAACUAAUCUAUACCUUCAACCAAGUGAAACCUCAAACCAUUCCCUACACACCGAGGUUCUUGGAAGUUUUCUUAAUCUACUGCCACUCAGCCAACCAAUGGUUGACCAUUGAGAAAUACAUGACCGGGGAGUUCCGGAAGUACAACAAUAACAAUGGAGAUGAAAUUGCCCCCAGCAAUACCCUGGAGGAGCUGAUGUUGGCCUUCUCUCACUGGACCUAUGAGUACACCCGGGGAGAGCUGCUGGUUUUAGAUCUGCAAGGUGUUGGAGAAAAUUUGACAGAUCCAUCUGUUAUAAAACCUGAAGAUAAACAAUCAAGAGGAAUGGUGUUUGGACCAGCCAAUUUAGGGGAAGAUGCAAUUAGAAGCUUCAUUGCAAAACAUCGUUGCAACUCCUGUUGCCGGAAGCUCAAACUCCCGGAUUUGAAAAGAAAUGACUAUUCCCCUGGAACAAUAAAUUCCAGCUUUGGAUUUGAGAAGGAAAAAGAACCAACCGAGGGGCCUCCAGCAAGAGAAAGGAGUAGAAAUUCCCUAGAAGAUCAUACACGACUCUAA
Urocitellus parryii (Arctic ground squirrel) is the source of this 2977-nucleotide messenger RNA. NCBI's taxonomy places the organism in Eukaryota, Metazoa, Chordata, Mammalia, Rodentia, Sciuridae. The record is from RefSeq and is a predicted model, not a curated record.